AUGGCGAAUGAUCAGCCCAACGGAACUUCUCGCGAUGAUGACCUACGUCUCCAGGUCUCAUCCGAGGAUCUCCUCCUUGACAUCGACCCCAAUGUGCCCCUAGAGUUCCUGAAGAAAGCCCAGGCCCUCAGCGGCAAGCUCCCGCCCCGCAAGGCCCCACGCGAUCUGCUCGUCGAGACUCACAACAGCCACGUGCAGAAGCAAUUGGGAAGGCCAAAGGCCACCAACUUGGUCAAGAAGCCCAUUCUUGCCCUUGCCUACCCGGCAUCGUAUAAGCCCAUGGCUGAGCUCGAGAAGAUGCGACUCAGUGAGCUUGCAGUAGAGACUCACCAUGAAGGAAAGAUUCUAAUUCUCAGGACCAUCACUCCGCCCUACCAGGGAGCUGGAACCGUCGUCAUCGUCGAGGAUGAGCACGGUGAUGCCGAUAAGAUGGGCAUUUACAACCAGAGCGACCGCUCUAUAUUAUCUAUUAUCCCCGAGGGCUCCGUAAUCGCCGUCAAGGAACCUUACUACAAGUACAAUGGUCAAGACGAUUAUAUGAUUUGCGUUGACCACCCGUCCGAUAUCAUCUACCUCAAGUUUGAUGAUCCGAUCAUUCCGGAAAAGUUCCAGCUUGGUGAGGGCGAGACCGAUACUGCCGCUGACUGGAAAUCGGCUGGCGACAAGGCCUUCCUUACAAAGAGUUACCCCAUCUCUGUGCUCUGCUAUUCGAGAGCACUCGAGACGGAUGACACCGGCGAUGCCGCCUUCCGUACCGACCUCUUCGCCAAGCGCGCCGGCGCAAACCUCAUCAUGAAGCGCUACGAUAACGCCAUCUCCGACGCCAAGGAGGCCAUGACCGGUAAGGAAUCCGACUGGAAGCUGUACUUCACUGCCGGUCGUGCCGCCUAUGCCCUCGGCGACUUUGAGCGCAGCAAGGAGUGCUACGAGCUGUCCCUCAAGGCGAAGCCCGAAAACGCCGCCGUCCAGCAGGAGCUCGAAAAGUGCGACGAGAGACUCAAGGAGCAAGCCGAGGGCGUCUACGACUUCAGGGCCAUGGCCAGGUCCAUCACGGCGAAGAACAUUCACCUCGACAACGCGUCUUUCCUGGGUAACGUCCGCAUCGGCGAGUCACCCGUGCAUGGCCGGGGUCUCUUCGCCACCAAGGACAUCAAGGCGGGCGAGAUGGUGUUUUGCGAAAAGGCUUUGUGUGUGCCUAACGAGUUUAACCUCGACCACAACUCGGCGGCGCUCUUCGCCAACCUUGUCAGGACCUGUCACGAUAACCCGUCCCUUCACGCCAAGGUUCUCGAUCUCUACGGCGGGUCGUACGUUCGCAGCGGCCACGAGAGCGACAUCGUCGACGGCGUGCCUGUCGUGGACGUCUUCCUCCUCGAGUCGAUCCGUCGCAAAAACUGCUUUAGCGGCCCGCGCAUCAGCGACGCCAUGUGGCAGCGGCGGUGGUCAGCCCGCCGCGAAGGCAUGUGUAGGGGUCUCUGGAUUACAGCGGCGUAUGCUAACCACUCGUGCGUUCCGAAUACGAACCGCUCCUUCAUCGGCGACUUCCUCAUCUCUACGGCCACGAUGGACAUACCCGCCGGCACGGAGAUCACGCACAUCUACGUGGCGCCGCGGGCCAUCUACUCUCUUCGCAAGCAACAGUUCCGUAACUGGGGGUUCAACUGCCACUGCAAGCUCUGCUCGGCCGAGGAGCAAUCAGCUGCCGAGAACCAGGAGAGGAGGAUGAAGAUGCUCGGUGAGCUGGAGCUCAUCCUGCGCAAGAAGAAGCCUACCGUGUUCCAACCUGAUGCCGCUAUCCGUCCCAUCGAGAAGCUUGGGCGCCAGCUCGAGGCCCUCCACGAAGACGACGUUUAUGUCGAUAUCCCUAAGCUGCCGCUCGUGUGGCCUAGCAUGUGGCUUCUCCAGGCGUAUUACACGCGUAAGAACUAUAACAAGACGGUGCGGUGGGCGCAUCAGGCCCUGCGGGCCUUUGGACACAUCCCCGUUGUCAGCGAGGACGGGAAGGUCAAGUCGUAUAGGGAGGGGACGAGGGGCGUGACGACGUUCGAGGUUGUUAAAGCGCUUAAGUUUGCGUCGGAUGCGUAUGAGGCGUUGGGUGAGGAGGGGUUGGCAGAGGAGUAUGUCGAGGCGGCUAGAAUUGGGUAUAAGACGCUUUCGGGGUUUGAUGACCAUUUUCCGCAUGUUAGAGCGAACCCGAGUAGCUGGGUUUGA
This is a messenger RNA of Scedosporium apiospermum, 2211 nucleotides long. RefSeq names its product TPR domain-containing protein. NCBI's taxonomy places the organism in Eukaryota, Fungi, Ascomycota, Sordariomycetes, Microascales, Microascaceae. The record is from RefSeq and is a predicted model, not a curated record. Gene Ontology annotation, molecular function: protein binding. The transcript has 3 exons. Bases 1 to 2211 code for a protein of 736 amino acids.